Molecule: messenger RNA, 531 nt
Organism: Cladophialophora carrionii CBS 160.54
Lineage: Eukaryota; Fungi; Ascomycota; Eurotiomycetes; Chaetothyriales; Herpotrichiellaceae
Exons: 2
Coding region: 1-531 (176 amino acids)
Cellular component (GO): mitochondrion
Source: RefSeq, a predicted model, not a curated record
AUGUUCUCUCGACGAGCCGUGACCUUCGCGGCAAGGUCUGCUCGAUCCAUCGCCCGACCUCAGCCACCACCGCAAUUCCAACCUCGACUCGGCCUCCCGCGAGCUCAGUUCUCCAGUACAACAUGUGCAAAGGCAGCGCCCGCCAAUGUCGAGAACCAACAGGACGACCCUGAAAUGAACAACAACUACAUCAACCCUCCCCGCGUCAAGCGAUCGCACCGCGACCCCUACGCCGACUGGGACGAUAAGCAGGAAAUGCGCAAUUUCGGAGAACCCGUCCACGAAGACAAUGAUGUGCUAGGUGUCUUCUCGUUACACGACUACACUUUCAUGUCGACCUCCAGAGGUCUGUUGCUGUGGGCGGGCUUUAUCUCGGCCGUGCUGGGAGUGUACUAUGGCGUGUCGGCCACAUAUCCGGGCAAACCAAGUGCUCCUAAAGAAUACGAGGGCGGUUUGUUCGAAGAGCUUGGGGGCCCUGGCGCCGUGCGGGUGAGCCCCUCGUGCGCCCCAUGGAGCUUGUCUUUCAGCUAA